Arachis ipaensis is the source of this 867-nucleotide messenger RNA. RefSeq lists its product as uncharacterized. The record is from RefSeq and is a predicted model, not a curated record. NCBI's taxonomy places the organism in Eukaryota, Viridiplantae, Streptophyta, Magnoliopsida, Fabales, Fabaceae.
AUGGAAGUUUAUCAGCAGAUAGCCGAGAAGGAAAUUUUGUCGAAGCCCCGGUCCCUAAAGAACCAAACCAGGGGGAGCAAGAGCCUCUAUUGUGAUUAUCACAAGGGCUACGGACAUAAGAUGCAGGAUUGCUUCGACCUGAAGGACGCGUUAGAACAAGCGACCCAGAACGGGAAACUGGCCGAAUUCUCCCACCUCAUUAGGGAACCAAGGAGACGUAAUCGCGACCGCAAAGGAGAGGACAAGACCCGCGCGGUGAAGCGACGUCACGAGACGGAGGACAACGAACACGGCCUUACCAUAGUGAACGUGGUAACGGCAAGAGACGCCGCCCCUAGGUCGAAGUCGGCACACAAGAAAGACACCAAAGUCUUGGCGGUUUCCUCCUCCGCGCAAAGCUCUAGGAGGUUUCCACCCAUCUCGUUCGGUCUGGAAGACCAGUGGUUUGAUGAGGUCGCGGAAAGCCCCCCCAUGGUCAUCACGGCCAGAGUGGGAACCGGCCUCAUCAAGCGGAUCCUCGUAGACACCGAGGCCGACUCGAAUAUCAUGUUCCGCAAUGGGUUCGAUGCCUUGGGUCUACGGGAUGACGACCUAAAGACCCACCAGCACGGUGUUGUAGGCUUAGGCGACCACUUCAUCAAACCAGAUGGGAUAAUCUCCCUGCCGAUAUUUGUAGGACUUGGACAAGGGCGAAGAUCGGUAAUGGCUGAGUUCGUGGUUCUGCGAGACUCUACGGCCUACAACAUCAUCCUAGGGAGAAAGACCAUCAACGAUCUCGGGGCGGUGGUCAGUACGAAGAUGCUGGUAAUGAAGUUUAUCGCUGAUGAUGGAUUCGUGGGAUCCAUAAAAGGGACUUGGAAACGGUAG